Messenger RNA from Penicillium brevicompactum, 948 nucleotides. RefSeq lists its product as uncharacterized. NCBI's taxonomy places the organism in Eukaryota, Fungi, Ascomycota, Eurotiomycetes, Eurotiales, Aspergillaceae. Gene Ontology annotation, biological process: ubiquitin-dependent protein catabolic process. Gene Ontology annotation, molecular function: ubiquitin protein ligase activity. Bases 1 to 948 code for a protein of 315 amino acids. The record is from RefSeq and is a predicted model, not a curated record. The transcript is spliced from 2 exons.
AUGUUGACUAAAGGAGAAUCAGCUCGACAAAGUCUAGCAAAUUGUUUCUUGGAUCUCAGAAACAAGUUGCGAUCCGGCGGCUCCAAUCCUCGUUUGAAUCAAGGCCAAUUAUCCGAUGUGCAGAGCCUUAUGGGAGAGAUUGAAGCGCUAGAGCUCUCAAUUCGCAUGCUUAAUAAAUGGGGAGAUCUGACGGAUAUGCACGACAUAUUGUCCUGGCUUGAGCAUGCCUGUCGAGAGCCUAUUGCGGAAUACGACCAGUUGGAAGAAAUCCUCAAAGGAUCUCGUUUGACCAUCUGCAUCAGGGCUUUAUAUCCCAUUAUUUGCUCGGCGUUUAUUACGAAAGACAUCAAAGGUCAAUACCAGCAGCUCAUCACAAGCGCCAUUAAAUUCUUUGAAAAGAAGAUGGCGGAGGCCGCGUUCUCCGAGAUCAAUCUCUUUGGUCAGUGCUCAGAUUUCUGCGGAGCCUUAAUUCAACAAAUUCGACAGGUGACGGCCUAUGAUUCGGAGGAUCUUAACUUCAAUCAGCGAGGCUCGGCUCUCUGCCUGUAUUCCGAGUCAGACCAAGCUGGUAUAUGCAGCAAACUCAGAAGUGAUAAUGUACCCCCCGUUGGAAUUUAUAAAUGGUCCGAGGAAAAGAAUGCCGUGGGGGUUUUGAACUUGCUAUUACAUGACAAGGUAUCUUUCAAAGACGCAAUCGAAUGGUUCACACCGCUCAUUGUGGUCGCGGCUCAACUAUACAACACUCCAUGCAUUCUGGCGCUGAAAGAUGAGAAAUUCGAAGCUAGCACCCCACAGGGUCAAGGAAACGAGUGCUUCAUCUGUGCGGACAAGCUUGAUGAAGACAACAUAAUCUCUCGGUUGCCUUGUCAACAUUACUUCCAUCGACAAUGUGUCGUAUCUUGGCUUUGCUACAAGGAAACCUGUCCAAUGUGUCGCCAUCACAUAUAA